AAAUUCUCGUAAGCGCCGCGAUUUUUAUAAAUUUUAUUCAUUUUUAUUAAAAAAUAUAUCGAAGAUCAUACACAAUAUCUGAGGUGCGGUAUCGGAUUUGAGUAUUAUGAGUAUUAUGUGUUUCCCCGAUAAAAAAUGGUCCGCGAUCAUUCCACCUUCGUCGAAGACACAGUGCAGCACUGUCCAUCGAGGAUUUGUCACGCGAGCCCCAGGAUACUGGUUCCUGUUAAUCGUAAGUGCGUUUUUUGUCUGUGGCUUAUGGAAGACCGGAUCGGUCGGCCGUUGGGGUUCCAGCAUGCGCGCGAAAGCGUUGAUCCACUUCGAUCUGUCGAUCCCGUCGUCCUCAUCAACCUUGUCCUCGUCAUUGUCGUCAUCGUCGACAUCGUCGUCAUCGACGCCGCGUCGACUUGCCCUCGACAGGAGCAACGCGAGACCCUCGCCCGACGCCGCACGACGGAAACAUCGGGGCAUCCUGUCUAGGUACAUGCUGCAGCUCUAUCAUCGGCGCCCGGAUGCUGACGUCGUCCGCGCGAUCCAACCGGUGCACACUUCCGGUCCGCUCAGUGAUGGCGGCAGAAUCCUGGAGUUCGCGAUCCCGUCCGUCGACGUGGACGAGACGCUGGAGGCUGCAGAAUUGUUGGGGAUAGCCGGCGCGAUAAUCAGGGUGCGAUCGUUGAACGAUCUGCCGACGAUGAACACGAGCGAGGAGAUUCGGAGAUCCAGGAAGGACGACGCCUGGCGGGCCUUCGAUGUCACGUCCCUCGUCGCCGGCAGGAACGGCGGCGACGUCGUCAAGCUCUACGUCCACGGCAGGUCGACGUAUCGCCCUUACGGCGACAGCCCGAUUCUUUUAUUGAAUUACAGCAAGACCAGAAACGUCCAGUCGCGCUAUCGUCGGUCGGCGGAGGAGCAGGAGGAUCAGGAUCGUUGGAAGGACGAGGCGCCACGAAGACGACGUCGCAACAGUUGCCACCGACGUUCCAUGUACGUGGACUUCGCCCUGAUAGCGUACGACGAGUGGAUCGUCGCACCCCCGGGGUACGAGGCUUAUCAGUGCUCCGGCAAGUGCUUCUUCCCGUUGGGUGAUCACCUCAGCCCGACCAAGCACGCGAUAGUGCAGACAUUGAUGCACGGCGCUUUUCAGGCCAGCGAGAACCUCGCCGGCAGCAAAUUCGUCGGUAGAGCUUGCUGCGUGCCCACCAGACUGGCACCCACGAGUCUGCUCUACCUGGAUGCCAGGGGUACUUUGACCUAUGAGUACGGUUACGAAGACAUGGUCGUCUCCGAGUGCGGUUGUCGCUAAUCAAUGACGCUGGACGAAGAAUGUGUGUGUCUUUCGUUUCUUUGUUUUUUUUUUUUUAUUAACAGAAUCACAACGCUUGUCUGUGUCAUAGCACAGGGGAACAAGCUUACAAGCAAAAUACAAU
This is a messenger RNA of Pogonomyrmex barbatus (red harvester ant), 1427 nucleotides long. RefSeq lists its product as uncharacterized. NCBI's taxonomy places the organism in Eukaryota, Metazoa, Arthropoda, Insecta, Hymenoptera, Formicidae. The record is from RefSeq and is a predicted model, not a curated record. Gene Ontology annotation, cellular component: extracellular region. Gene Ontology annotation, molecular function: growth factor activity; cytokine activity.